Messenger RNA from Heterobilharzia americana, 2331 nucleotides. NCBI's taxonomy places the organism in Eukaryota, Metazoa, Platyhelminthes, Trematoda, Strigeidida, Schistosomatidae. The record is from the annotation of a GenBank genome assembly.
UUUGAACUCAUCUUUAAAACAACAUUAGCUACAUUUUUCCUGAGGUAGUGGCGUUACUAUGGUCUUCCUGUCGUAUGUUUUACAUAGUUUGUCAUGUAAAAUCUGAGUACAAACUCAUUUUUGGCAGCCACCAAACAUACAGGGACUCAUGUCGCGUAUGUACAAAAACAAUGAUUGUCGGGACAUGUAUCAGAUAUAUUGUUGCGUCUUAAUAGUUGAAUAACUUAGGGUUGGGCUGCAGGAAAGCCUAGAGUGACCAGACCAAAACCUGGUGUCGGCAGUCUACACGCCGUUCUGAGGUUCUCGAGGUAAUUUAUUACUGUUUGUCCCUUGGGUCCGUAGUGGAACACAGGGCUUCAGUAGCACGUCACCAUUUCACUCUCUUCUCUGCAGUCUUUUGAGCCUGUCUCCACAACUGCUCAGAAUCUUUCAUUUCUUCCUUACACCGUCUCCUCCAAUUUAACCUCGGACGCCCAACUCGUCGUUCCCAAUGCGGAUUCCACUCGAGGACCUGGCCUGGCGCGUGAUGUCCCCAAUCGGUCUUCUCAGUAAGAGCCUUCGAUGCUUUUGUGGACAUCAUGGUAGCGUAGUGUAGCGUUGUAUGAUUAUAACUUUCUUUCCUUUUGAGUUGAAUCUUACUGUCACGAUCCUGCAGGAGGUUGAUAGCCACUCGAAAACUCAGUGUGCUCGUGGUUUUCGUCUGGGUGACAAUAUCGGAGUGGAUUAUUGACUGUCGAGUUGACAGUUUAGAGAGUCCGCUUGCAUUCCAUCUGCUUUCGGAGAUUCCUAGCUUUUCUAUGCUAUAUCUUCCCAUCUCUUUUGAAAUAUGGGCAGCCUUGUUAGGUUGAUAUGUUGUGUGGACAUUCCAUGUCGCCAUGCUUACUUUUGUUUUCAUCGAGUGGAGAGAAGAUACAUCGGCCAAUUGGCCUCCCGAAGGCAGGCUUUCACCAACCGGCGUCAUUUCGUCUCCCUGAUUCCAGUUUUGAAGUUUCUUUAGCGAUUGGAUUGGUUUUCCAGAAUGAGGUUGCUAGCCGUAUGCCCGACGUUCCCUAUUUAUCCGGGCUUAGGACCGACUAGUAAAUAGUGCACCAGUUAAGCAGAUUGUUCAUUUUGUUUCAAAGGGUGAUUCGACUUGACUCUAGAAUACACAUCUAUCUUUACGUACUCCAAUCAGUUAAAUUAUGUUUCAACCACCCUCAACAUCUCACAAUUCAUCAAUCAAAGCCUCGCUUUCAGUACUAAACGUUCUUAAACAUAUUAUCGAGUCAGAGGAAUGGUGUGAUUUAAAAAGCCUAAUAAGUUUAAUCAUAGAAAGAUGGGGUAGUUUGUAUAAAUAUUCUGAUGAUAACACCGUGAUUCUGAAUACAACACUUAGAGUGUUGAAAGUUAUUCGCGAAGAAGCCCUUAAAUUCCAGAUGGGGGAAAACGCCGAUUUUGAGGAGAAUUUAACGAAUCGACUUUUUGCUGUCGGGGAUGAAGCUUAUGAAACAGUUUCACGAUCUGAUAUUCUCGAAGCUAUUGUCAACACGAUGGAUGAUUUGGCUCUUGAGAUAAAGUCCUGUUUGACAAGCCUAGCUGACUUAUCUCUAGAUUUCAUCCACUCUGAUGAACUUAUUAUGACUUCAGGAUAUUCCAAGGCAGUUCACCAUUUUCUGCGCCAUGCAGCAAAGAAGGGCAGAAACUUCAAAGUUAUAAUAUGUGAAUGUUAUCCGGACAACUUAGGACACAAGCUAGCUGAAGAAUUAUCAAAGGAUAAUGUGGAUGUUAUUUUAGUUCCCGAUAGUCACGUCUUCGGUUUAAUGUCACGGAUAAAUAAAGUGAUUGUAAGCUGCCAUGCUGUAUACCCUGAUGGGACAUUAAAAGCCACAGUGGGAAUAUAUGGUGUUAUGCUUGCUGCCAAAAGCUUUUCAAUCCCGAUUUACGUUUGUUUACCGCAUUACAAGCUAUCUCCUGUCCCGUUCAAACUCUCUUCUCGAUCAACACCAUCAUUUUCAGUUCAACCUACUGCUAAUCCAAGUGAUCGUUCAGCCGAGUGGUUAGAUAGCCCAUCAGUUAUUCUUCCACCAAGUGAUCCUGUGUUAAUUAACGAGGGCUUAGUUUAUCAUCAACCUAGUGAAGGUCCAGUUGUUUGGGUACCGAAAUGGGAAAUUAUACCUUCAGGUUUUGUCAGUUUGUUUUUAACGAAUCUUGGUACACAUGCUCCUUCAUACUUAUAUGCCCUAGGACGAGAAUUAUUUCACUCAGCAGAUAUUAAGACCGCUAUGCUAUUGAAUCAAUAGUUUAUAUAAUUUCUGUACAAAACUUGUUAAAAAUAAAUUUGUUGUUCACUGG